CUGCUGGAUAGUAAGAGAGAGAGAGAGAGAGAGAUAGGAGGGAGGAGAGAGCCGCGGAACAGAUGUGACAGGACUUUUUUUCACACCUCUCGUUUUGGGGACUUUACAAUCUACAUUUUUUUGCCGCACGUGUGUGUGUGAGUUUUUUUUCGUUUUUUUCUUUUUCUUUUCUGACGUUUUUCUUAAAUUAUUCUCACUCCGGCCGACGACAAUGUCGGAGAGCAUCGCGAGGAAGGUCCAGCCUUUCACCAUCGGCACCAAGCUGUCCGCCCCGGCGGUGCCCAAGAGCCCCGACUUCACGCCACAGAGCUUCCACCUCCGUCCCCUACACCACCACCCUCAACACCGCCUCCGUCACCAACACCACCACAGCGUCAACAAGAGCCUGGACAACCGCACGCCGGCCUCCUGCAACCUCAACGACAACGCCUCUCUCUACCUCAGCCUCUCUCAGGGGUCCCAGGCGUCCCAGGCCGGCCACGGACCCCUCACUGUCUCAGUCCUGCCCCCCACUGUGAGGCAGACCGGGACCCUGACACAAGCGGUGGUGCUGGCGGUGGCAGUCCAGCCGGCUGGGGUGGACAUGGCAGAGGAGGACCAGCUGAACCAGAACGUUCUGGCUGCUUCUACUACUACUACUACUACUACUACUACUGCUACUGGGAGUGCUACGUCCACCACCACCACCACCACGGCCGUGUCGCGGUCCAUCAAGAAGAUCACCAUCUCGGGCAGCCGAGAGAGCAGCCGGGAUACGCAGGCUGCCAGUAGGCUCCUCGCUCAGGGGUCGGGUAAAUCCUCGCCCGGCCAGAACACCAACAACAACAACAAUAACAACAAGAUCACAGCCACGGCCAGAGCAGAGGCUCCACUGCCUGCUAUUGUGGGGGUGAGCUGUGAGAAUAAGCCCGGUUCUCACUUUAAGGUCUUACUUAGAAAGGACCGAGUCGCUGAAGCCCAGACCGUUAAAGAACAGACCACAUUACAAGUGAAGAGUGAGAGUGCUGCUCUGCAGGUGACCUCAGUUCCCCGGCCCCGGUCGCCCAGGACCGAGUUAAAGAGGAGAGAGACCCAGCAGCAGCAGCACCCAGGCCUACACAACAACGGGCCUUUGCCCGUCGUAUCCCACAGUGACUGCUUUACCCAGCGGAACGCCCUCUUCAACCAGGAGAUCCUCCAGGCCGAGGCAUGGAUCAAGAGGAGGCUGCAGGAGCUACAGGGAGGCCCCGCUGGCCAGUGCUGCCCCCUGCAGGGCAGCGAGGAGGCCUCCACCACGCUGCACAGAGACCUCAAGGUCUUCGAGAACACGCUGACUCAGCUCAACCAGACGGGCGAGCAGUUGAUCUGCAAGCUGAACCCCUCGGCGGAGCUGGCGAGGAGACAGCUGAGCCAGCUCAGAGAGCACUGGCAGACGCUGAGACAGACGGCGGCCAAUCAGGCGAGGGCGCCGGGUGGCGUUGGCGUGAGGAGCUUGCAGGAGUUCAACAGGAAAGUCGAGCGACUCGAGGCCUGGAUCAGAGACAAGGAAGCAGAGCAGAGCCUGUCUAACAUCCUGGCGGAAAACGUGGACAAAAUGCAGCUCACGAGGAAGAUCCUCGAUCUGAAACAGGAGGAGCUGCUCCAGAGAACCCUCCACGAGGAGAUCAACCAGCUGGCCUCCAGGCUGGAGAAGCAGGGGAAGACGGACGGCCGACAUGUCUCCAGCACCAGGAAGAACGUCAACAAAAUGUGGCUGAAGGUGCAGGCCCAUCUGAAGACCUACCACGAGGACCUGCAGCUCGCUCUGGAGGCGUCCUCGCUCUACCACCAGGCAGACAGCAUCCUGUCGGCCAUCCACAACGUGAGGAGAAGUCCACGUGAGCGCGGGGACACCGAGUCGCACGGCGACAGGGAGAUCCGGGACAUCGCCAGUCAGAUCAUGAUGCUGAACGUGAACGUCUCCCAGCUGGCCAACCUCCACCCCGCCCUGGCGCCCGGGCUCUCCCAGAAGCAGAGUGAGGUGAAGGACUCCUGGGCAGCCCUUCAGAGGGCCCUGAGGGAAGAAGAUGACCCCGUGACACCGGGACGAGAACCGCAUCGCGUAAUGGGAACCGAGCCCAAAAGGAUCAUGGGAAAAGAGGGGAAGGAGGAGCUGACCCGUCUCAAAAGCUGCGCGACCACCAGCAACAGCCGAAGCAGCAAGAGAACUCCCAGCAGCCCCGGCGGCGAGCCACGGCCCACAAGCCACGCCCCCUCUGCCCCGGGAGACGCCCCCGCCUGGCAGGAUGAUGUCAUGCUCAGACGUCGCUCCGCAGGCGAAAGGAAACCGCGAGUGGUGGAGCAGGAGGCCCCGCCCCCCCUCCGGGCCCACCCGCAGCUUCAGGCCCAGCUCCAGAAGUUCACCGUGUCUGCCGACAAGACCCUGUCGUGGCUGAAGGAGAAUGUGGGCCUGGCCACACAGGUGUGCUCUGUGGUCGGUCAGGACGGGCUGGAGGCGGCCAGGCGCUGUCAGGAAGCUCUGGAAAAAGAGAUCCUGUCCAAUGGAACCAGGAUAGAGGUGGUCAAGAGGGAGGGGCGGGGCUUGAUCCGGGCCCAGCACCCCGGCAGCGAGAAGAUUGAGACCUUCCUCGGCCAAUUGGAGUUCCUGUGGGAGGAGCUGAGGAGGAGGCACCAGAGGAACGCCGGCUUCCUGCAGGCCUCGGAGGAGCUGGGGUUCCGGGCGCUGAAGGCUCUGCGGGGGCUGAGCGGUCUGGAGGCGUGGCUGGAGGCGGUGGAUUUGACCCUGAGCCACGAGGCCUCUGUGGCCGGGGACCCCCACAGCAUGAGCGUGGCCGAGCGGGAGAGCCGUCUGCUGCAGAGGGAGGUGUCGGCGCGCGGGCUGGAGCUGGACGCGCUCCGCCUGGAGGUGGACAGGCUGGGGGAGGGCCGGGGUCCCGACCACGACCACGACCACGCCCACCCCCAUGACCUUGACCACGCCCACGACUGCGCCCAUGACCUUGACCACGCCCACGACCGCGCCCAUGGGGGGCUGCCGGGACGACUGGCGGCGGUGGAGAGGAAGUACCAGCGGGUCCAGAGCGCCCUGACCCAGCAGAGCUCGGAGCUGCAGGACACGCGCAUGCUGACCGAGUUCCUGGAGCGUGUGGAGCUGGAGGAGAGCCAGGACCCCAGCCAGUACCGCCUGGCCCAGCCUCUCCACAGUGACAUCACCUCGGACCCCUCUCCGCUGGCCCUCCCAGGCGGCGGGCUGGGCGAGCCCCUGAUAGAGAGCCUGGGCGACCCCGUAGGAGAGCUGCGGGAGGCGGUGGAGAUGCUUAACGACACGGUGAGGCAGCGAGGCCGUACGCAGAGCCACGACAAGGCCGUCCGCUCGCUGCUCAGCAAGCACGCCAGGGUGGCGGUGCGCGUGGAGGAGUGCCUGUGCUGCAGCAAGGAGCUCAACAUGGACGUCCUGGAGAGGGAGACCGAUAUGGCCGUCCGGUGUGAACCGGAGAGCUGUGGUCUGGAGGAACUGGAGGAGCAGCAGGACCAGCUGGAGAUCGACUAUGAGGUCAUCCGAGAGGAGGUGGAGGACAUGGGGAGCGAGGCCUCGCGGCUGGAGCAGCUGUGUCCGGAGAGGCUGCAGGUCCCGGGGGGGAGCCGGAUCCAGAACACCCUGCAGGCCUGGAAGGAGCUGGAGAGCAGCAUGGCGGAGAACCGCUCGCGACUGCAGGAGUUUAUCCAACUCAAGUACUUCUUCAGGAGCUACCUCGCCAUGAUCUCGUGGACCGAGGACACCCGGGCCUGCAUCUUCUCCGACAGCGCGCUGAACCUGGGGAGGGACGGGCAGGAGCCGAUCGCCACGGAGCUGGACCGACAGAUCGAGCAGAAGUUCCAGGAGUUUGACGAGCUGGCAUCCACGGGCGUCAACCUUCUCCGCCGGGAGCACCACCUCACCGAGAUGGUGAAGGAGCGUAUGGAGGAACUGAGGAGCAUGCUGGGUUGGAUCUCAGUCCACUGGAGGGCCCAGAAACAGCAGUGGCUGGACAGGCUGAAGAGAGAGGAGGGCUCCCAGGACAACAUCUACUGUGAGGCCGCAAUGGGCUCCCCACUCACUGAGAGUUCCACUCCCAGACCAGAGGUCUACCAGUGCCUCCGGCCCCUUGGAGUCAGCCCCCGCGAGGACACCCAGACGCCGCGGCCUGACAGCCAACCCGCCUCCCCGGGCAGCAGGCCGGCCCAGCGCCCGGACCCGGGCCAGGAGGACGACUACGAGGUCAUGACCCGUGUCGGGGGAAGGCCGGGAGGCGAGGCGGCCAAGCCCACCGUCUUGGUCCUCAAGGAGCCCGGCGGGGCUGCCCUGGGGGGCACCGUCAACCUCCUGCUCAGCCUCCGCAGCACGGGGGACAGCCAGGUCCAGGUGCUGGAGCCCCCUGCUGGAGUGGAGGAGGAGUUGCAGGAGGAGGCCUCAGAACCCGUUCACAGGCCUGCUGAGUCCCCCGCCUGUAAAAGCUUUUGGCGACGCUGCCAGGGGCUUUUGGAAAAUACUUUUGGUAGUUUAAAACGAAAGAGAAAGAUAUAUCGGCAGAGUGCGGACGAGGUGAGCACCUACCUGCACGUGAAGGACAGCGGCAUCGGCCUGACGCCCGUCUACGAGAGCAUCACCCUGCCCCGCCUCAAGACCUACGCCUCCAGCCAGGUGGCCAUGCCCUCCUGCUCCACCGCCGCCUCCUCCUCCUCCUCCCCCUCCUCCUCCACCUCCUCCUCGACGUCCUCCUCCUCGCCGCUCGCCACGCUGGCGCCCGGCGUGUUCUUCCACCCGACGGCCCGCGGCGGCGCCUCCAUGUUCAGUAGCCUGAAGAGGAUGGGCCAGAAGAGGAAGAGGAAGAGGGACGCCCGCCGCCACACCAUCCAGAGGAUCAUGGGGGUGGACGAGCGGGCGGGGGCGGAGCCCCGCUACGGCUGCGAGGGCGUGGCCUACGACACGCACACCUGGCCGCUCAAGGAGGGCCGGAGGAAGAAGCAGAGCGCGGCGAAGAGCCCCGUGAGAGUGGGAGGAAGAGGGAGAGGAGGCGAUGGAGGGGGAGAGGAAGACACGGCGUACAUGAAGAACCCCCUGCUGAUGGACAUCGACAGUGAGUGCUCGGGGGAGUACAGCAUCACGCCGUACGCCGUGUGCGGCGGGCCUCAGGUGAGGAGCCACUGCCGCUUCCUCUCCCUGGGCUCCGUCCUGAGCUUCGAGCUGCCCAAGGACAUGAGCGUCAUCCCCAGCAUCCAGGACAUCAUCACCAUCGCUCCGCCCGAGUGCAAGAAGGCGGCCGGGGCCGACCCGGAGCAGCAGCGGCCCCGGUCGUUGAGCUCCUUCAAACACACCCCGCCCACCCCCCACAGCCCCAGAGUGUAUCCCGGGUAUCCCGAAGUCGUCGUUAAGGACACGCCCGACGCGGGGGAGACCACCCCUCGCCACCCGCACCCCCAUCAAUCCCAUCCCCCGUUCCCGGGAGAGGUGGCGGAUCAGACCGUGCCGUGCACUGACCUCCGCGGGGCCUCCGGGCCGGGUCUGCAGGAGGACCCAGAGACGGAGUGGGACAAGAUGUCCCAGCUCCAGGUCAGCCCCUCCGCAGACGCAGACGAAGACUACGUCGUCAUGGAGGGGAGCGGGCGUCUCAGGCAGCUCUCGGCGGACAGCGGCCCGCGCGGGAACCCCGCCCGGGGGGACGGCGCCUCGAAUGUGAACGCCGUCCUGGUCGCCGCCGCCGCUCCGUCGGCGACGCGCGGCCGCCACGAGUGCCUCAGCGUGCACACGCUGAUCCAGGACCUGGACAAGCACCAGUACCACAGGGCCGCCGGGCUCCAGGGGGAGGAGAGGACGCCGGCUCAGGUCCAGAGCCAGGCCUCCCACAUGGUGGUCAACCUCAAGGCGGCGGUGGGCGUGGGCGGCCUCAACGACUCCCUGGACUCGGGGGUCUCCAGCACGGGCAGCGCCAGGCUGUGCGCGGAGGCCCCGUGCCCGGACGUCGUCCCCCGGCCCCGGGCGGUGGUGAGGAGGCUGGUGUCUCUGGAGCUGGAGGGGCUGGACUGCAAGCUCGCCAGGGUGACCAGUGGUCAGGCGCCCGUCGAGCCGCCGCCGCCGCGCUCCCCCCCCGCUCCGAACGAGGCCGGGGGAGAGCUCGAGGCUGGGGUCGAGGGCGAGGGCGAACCGUUCCGCACGGACCACCGGCAGUUCGAGGAGGAAGAGGAGGAGCUGGAGGACAUCUGGAACCGCACCAGGAGCUACAGGCAGAGUAUCUGCUCCGACAUCAUGUACCAGCCCCACCAGGAGGAGGAAGAGGCCCCCGCGGCCCCCUGCCACCAGGGGGAACCCCCCCUGGACACGCCCCUGUCGCCCGCCGCCAAGCCCCAGGCCGUGCUCUACAGGAAGCUGGUCACGGCGUCGGCCCCCAACCUCCUGGUGGCCGAGUUCAAGCUGCCCCCGUCCAUCCAGUCCCUGCUGGGGUACGACAGGGAGAAGCCCGCGGGAGAGCGGCUCCCCCUGGUGGCCAAAGGCGAGAGGAGGUCCUGGGCCUGCGAGUCUUCUUCUGCUGUUGUGAACGAGAGGUCUUCAGACGUGGUGAAGCGGACCGAUGUGGUGGACACUCAGAGAUACGUUUACCGCUAUGGAGACGAAGAGGAGGAGGAGGUGGAGGAGGAUGCAGAGGUGGUGAAGAAAGGGCAGGAGGAGGAACAGAUGAAGGAGGACACAGCUUGUUCACAGGAGCAGUCGGUGAGCCUACUGUCGGUUCUCAGGAACCCAGAGGGUGCCUCUCGUAUCGGAACCACCCUAGAAAGCUCCAGCGAGAUGGAGAAUCAGGAUCCCAGGAUGGCCACCGGAGGGCGCUGCAGGACAACGAGUGGGAAGGCAGAGCUGCAGUCCAUGGAGGGAACUCUGGAGAGGAAGCAUAAACUCCAGCUAGGGGGGAAGAAAGCGGCGUCCAGAGGCUGGAACUCCCACCACGCCGUCCUGUACAGACACAGCCUGUGCUUCUACCAGGACAGGAAGGAUACGCUGAGGAGUUCCGUGUGCGGGCUGCCACUCAACCUGGUGGGAGCGGAGUGUGAGCCAGUGCCGGAGUACACCAAGAAACCCAACGUCCUCUGUCUGCGGCUGCGAGAUGGCUCUGAAUACUUACUGAACGCCUCGUCGCGCUUCAUGAUGAGGAAAUGGAUGCUGAAGAUACAAGCAAACACUGGACCCACUAGCUCCGCCCCCUCAGUGUCUCCUGGCCCUGUCAAUCAAGACCUCCCUGUUUCCUCGAGCCGCUCGCUGUGCCCUGGCUGCCAGGGUACGGACCGAUGCCACUGCACCUCCCGGCCGGACCUCAUCUCCACCUUCCCCCGGCGCAAGGACCGGUCGCCCCCCCAGGCCAAAGAGAUCGUGGUGCUGACCCGGGAGUACAGCCCCAUGACCCAGGGCGGUCAGAGCACGGCCGGGGAGCAGUCGAGGGCGGUGGCCCCUGCUGAGGCAGAACCCCGUGGCGAUGAUGAUGAUGAUGAUGAUGAUGAUGAUGAUGAUGAUGAUGAUGCUGUGGCCGGCCUGAGGAGUCUUUCUGGGGGCUCUCCAGGGAACAGCCCGCCUUCGUCCUCCCCCCACAGCCCGGGGACCGCGGAGAAAGACUGGCUCCAGAACAAAUGCCGCUCCCACUCCUUCACCUCAGCCACUUAUCAGAAGAUCCGUCCGGUGAGGAAGCUUACCCCCGCGGUGGGGGGGGGCGGGGAGCUGGGCUCCAGCUACUCUGUGACUCUGGUGAUAGGCGACCGGUCUUCCGGGGACCAGGGGGGGCCUCCCGCCAGCGGGGGCCCCGAAACCCCCGUGCUGCUGGGCACGGUGGGGUGGACGCACCGGGCCCCCCCCGGGGAGGACGGCGCCCCCUGGAGCUACGCCAGCCUGCCGCGACCGGCGCGCAACAAGUCUGUGUUCAAGAAGAUCUUUGGGAAGAAGGAGGGACAUGUGUGAAGGGGCUCCGGCCGUCACAGCGGCGCCCCCUAGUGGAUUUCUUUAUAUGGGUUUUAUAUUGAUGUUUUUUAAUGUGCAGGGCACAUGUUUGUUUAAGAAGUAACCGGCCUGAGUCGAGUAGUUGCAGAUUAUAUUUAUGUUCAAGAGGGUGGACAAGAGUUGUGUGUUGUUUAAAUCAAGCUUUGUGAAAUCACUUUCGUAAUUUUUGUAUUAUUUUGUGUUCCAAAGUAAAGUCUUACAUUUCUGUUCUAAAUUAAAUAAUGUCCAAUUACAAUUAACUUAAUCAAGGGACCCUUAGACCAUAAUUGUUGAGCUAAUCAACAAUCUCCACAUCCACUUCAGACAAUAGACCAAAAGGAACCAACCAAUCAAGUUGCUUUAAUUUAAUAUACCGGUAUGUUUGAUUUGCCUCUUCUUGGUAACAUAUUGUUUGUAUUGGAAGAUUUUCUUUGAUGCCAAUAUCCUGUUUUAGAUGAAUAGAUAUGCGACACCAUGAUGGGUUAAGUGCAUCCCACUUAAAAGUUUCCUCUUUGGAUUGUGAAUGGAAGAGUUUUGUGUGAGAGAAUAGCUGAAUGACAACAUUUCCCCGAACCCAUCUGUAGUUGUCUGUUGUAUUCCGAAAUGGCUGCAGGCUACUGCUGUGUUUUGGUGUAAACAGUGGCGUACAAACAUAGAAAAGAUACCGCUUAGGUUAAAAGCAGCGUGUAAUAUAAAAGCUGAUCCCUUUUCUGAUGUUUAUCUUAGUUCUUGUUGUUUUUUUACAUAUACUGAAUGUAUACCACUCAUACUACUUGUGUUGCUGCAGCCUGAUUCACAACCCAAAGUAGUCCAAUAGGACUCUGAUGGGCUUUGCUUCACUACACCGUCGGUUCCAGCAGUUUGAUACUGCGUGUGCUUGUCUAGGGACGAACGCCUCAUUCACAAUGUCAUUUAUAAUAAAACAUUUUUAAACCAAUCAAGAGAUGCAACCAAUUUUCAGAAUUGUUAUUUUUUUUCUGUAUGAUUAUUCAUGAGUGCUGAUUUUUUUCCGUCUAAUUAAUCAAGGUUUGUUGUGGAGCCGGUGGCUGCCCAGAAAGAGGACAUGAAUAGGCAGGAUGCUGCCGCAGAUUAAGGGCCGGCCCUCAGGGCCAUUGCCUGCUGCAAGAUGUUCAUUAGUCUUAUUUUUGCAUAUUAGAAGGUAAGACACGAUUCAAAGACACGACCCCAUGACAAAUCUAUAAUGUACUUAGCAUUAAUUCUGAAGCGCUUUAUGAACAUACGUCGCAGGGCUAUACAAUGGUAAAUAUACAUUUAUACAGCGCUUUUCUAACCAGUGGCCUCUCAAAGCGCUUUACAAUACUGCCUAAAAGUCACCCAUUCAUGCACACAUUCAUGCACAUAUUCACGGCGGAGUCAACCACGCAAGGCACCAGCCAGCUCGUCGGGAAAGGUGAGGGUGAGGUCGUGUCUUGCUCAGGGACACGUCGAGACUCAGCUUGGAGGAGCCGGGGAUCGAACCAGCUACAUUUCGAUUACCAGCCAACCCGCUCUACCUUCUGAGACACGUGCCGCCAA
Messenger RNA from Gadus chalcogrammus (walleye pollock), 9508 nucleotides. RefSeq lists its product as uncharacterized. Lineage: Eukaryota; Metazoa; Chordata; Actinopteri; Gadiformes; Gadidae. Gene Ontology annotation, cellular component: plasma membrane; cell projection; Z disc. Gene Ontology annotation, biological process: muscle cell development; actin cytoskeleton organization. Gene Ontology annotation, molecular function: actin filament binding; phospholipid binding. Bases 212 to 7954 code for a protein of 2580 amino acids. The record is from RefSeq and is a predicted model, not a curated record. The transcript has 34 exons.